CUCUGCAUUCCUUCCCUCUUGUCAAACCUACCAAACAGCAGCUAGCUCUCCAUUCAGGAAGAAACGGGUCAGAUUAGCUUAGCUAGCUAGUGCUGAAUAUCUUUAUAUUUCAAACAUGGCGUCUGUGAACCCGUUUAAUCUCAGUGACUCUGAAGAAGAGGCUGAACGGCGACCGAAUGAAACACUUGACACAGAGAGGAGCCCGAGUGACGGGGCGCCCGGGCCGCCGCUAGGUAACGCCGAGCCUCCGACGCUCCUGCUGUCCAGCACCCGGACCAGCCCGAGCGGGGAGGGCACCGCGGUCUCGGUCUCUGCAUCCUCCGCUAUGGCAGGCAGCGCUGAGACCCGGGUCUCUGUGGACGUGAUAGCAGCUCAGCUCUUACGGGACCAGUAUGUCCUCACGGCCCUGGAGCUUCACACUGAGCUGCUGGAGGCGGGCAGGGAGCUCCCGAGACUGAGGGAUUAUUUCUCCAACCCGGGCAACUUCGAGCGACAGAGCGGCACCCCGCCUGCCAAAGACCAGGUGCUCGGACCUGGAGGACCUCUGAAUCGCGCAGGCAGCAUCAGCACCUUGGACUCUCUGGACUUUGCCCGAUACUCGGAUGACGGCAACAGAGAAACAGACGAGCGGGUGGCAGUGCUGGAGUUUGAGCUACGGAAAGCAAAGGAGACCAUUCAGGCUCUGCGCGCCAACUUGACUCAGGCAGCAGAGAGUGAAGUGCCCUCUCAGGAGAGAAAAAACUUCAAGUCAAGCCCUGAAAUUCAGGAGCCCAUACGCCCACUGGAGAAAAGAGCCUUAAACUUCCUUGUGAAUGAAUAUUUAUUAAAGAAUGAAUACAAGUUGUCAGCCAUCACCUUCUCGGAUGAAAAUGACGAUCAGGACUUUGAGUUGUGGGAUGAUGUCGGCCUCAACAUCCCAAAACCUCCCGACCUGCUACAGCUCUACAGGAACUGUGGUGCCCCCCUCCCUUCUCCUCGGGACACAGCUGAUGUGUCAGUGGGGGUCGAUUUUGGGGAUUUCCCGGGAAACUGCAUCUCCCAGGAUCCCCCAAAGAAGCCUGACCUAUCACAGCAGCAGCAGACAGAAGUCGUGGAAGAGUUGGAGUAUCAGAUCAGCCUCCUCAACAAUGAGAAGCAGAGUUUUGCAGAGCAGAUCAAGAAGCUGCAGAGUGAGAUACAGACACUACAGAGGACCGUCUCCUCCCCUCCAACCACUCUGGACCUGGGCUCCCAGAACACCUUGAAUACCUCCUCCUCCUCGACCACUGCUCCCUGCACUGACCAUCACUCAGUGCCUCCGACAGAUAACGGUCAGUAUCUGGACAUCCGGGGCGUUUCAGAAGCUGACAAUGUCGCAGGCCCCACCUCAAAUCAGAACGCAUCACAGCCCCACCCGCAGCCCCACAACAAGCUAAGAAGUCGACCUCCUGUGCAGUUUGAUCAACCCAACAGGAAGCUAUCCCCGGCCUUCCAGCAAGCCUUGCUGUCCUUCUGCAGAAUGUGCUCCGACAGCCGCCUGGGAGCAGAGGUGUCUCGUAUAGCCGACAGCGAGGAGAGUGUGAUGUUGAUGCUCGGCCGCUGUCUCCCUCACAUUGUCCCAAAUGUCCUUCUGGCAAAAAGAGAGAGAAUGGUUGCACAUCUUUGCCAGGAGUUGAUCCCCCUCAUCCUGUGCACCGCCUGCCUUCACCCAGAGCCUAAAGAGCGAGACCAGCUUCUCCACAUCCUAUUUAACCUCAUCAAGAGACCGGAUGAUGAGCAGAGACAAAUGAUCUUGACGGGCUGUGUUGCGUUUGCGAGACACGUGGGUCCCACUCGGGUCGAGGCUGAGCUACUUCCUCAGUGCUGGGAACAGAUUAACCACAAAUAUCCAGAGAGAAGAUUGUUGGUGGCAGAAUCCUGUGGAGCCUUAGCACCGUACCUGCCUAAGGAGAUCCGGAGCUCCUUGGUGUUGUCCAUGCUGCAGCAGAUGCUCGCUGAGGAUAAGGCUGACAUGGUUAGAGAGGCGGUGGUCAAGAGUCUGGGUAUCAUCAUGGGUUACAUAGACGACCCGGACAAGUACUCCCAGGGUUUUGAGCUGAUGCUGCUGUCACUCGGGGACCCGUCAGAGCGGGUGGUCAGUGCCGUCCACCAGGUCUUCAUUCCUGCCUUUGCUGCCUGGACCACAGAGCUAGGCACCCUGCAAAAUUCACUCAUCCCCUCUCUGAUGACACGUAUAGAGAAACUACUCACGCAAGGAGAACAUGGUCUGGAUGAACACAAGCUGCAUGUCUUCCUGUCGGCCCUGCAGUCACUCAUCCCUCCUCUGUUUGCUGUGGUGCUGCAGAAUGCACCCUUCACCAGCAGAGCCAAACUCCACGGGGACAUACCUGCAAUAGAGGUGACCCGGUUCCCCAGGCCGGUUUCCCCGCUGCAGGACGUGGCAACAAUCAUUGGUAGUAGAGAAAUGCUGAGUGCGCUGCUGCUACUCUACGACCACCAGCUAGAGCAUGAAGGCACCACGGGAUGGGACAGCUUGUUAUGGGUGGUCAACCAACUCCUCCCUCAGCUCAUAGAGAUUGUCGGUCGGAUCAACGUGACGUCAUCAACCUGCGUGCACGAGUUCUCACGCUUUUUCUGGAGGUUCUGUCGCACCUUCGGGAAGAUUUUCACCAACACUAAGGUCAAACCACAGUUCCAAGAGAUCCUCCGAUUAUCUGAGGAGAAUGUUGAUGCUUCAGAAGGGAACGACAUCCUCACCAAAGCCACAGUCCCUAUCUAUGCCACUGGAGUGCUGACGUGCUAUAACCAGGAGGAGGAUCGCAAGCUGUUGGUGGGUUUCCUGGAGGAUGUUAUGACGACGCUGUCUCUGUCCCAUGCACCUCUGGACAGCUUAAAGGCCUCCUUUGUAGAGCUGGGUGCCAACCCGGUGUACCAUGAACUGCUGCUGACAGUCCUGUGGUACGGGGUGGUCCAUACCUCAGCACUGGUCCGGUGUACUGCAGCACGGAUGUUUGAGCUGCUGGUGAAGGGGGUGAAUGAGACGCUGGUAGCUCAGAGAGUGGUGCCGGCUCUCAUCACACUGUCCUCCGACCCUGAAAUCUCAGUCAGGAUAUCCACCAUCCCUGCCUUCGGUACCAUCAUGGAGACUGUCACACAGAAAGAGCUGCUGGAGCGUGUAAAAAUGCAGCUGGCGUCUUUCCUGGAAGACCCUCAGUACCAGGAUCAGCACUCUUUGCACAUGGAGAUCAUCAGGACGUUUGGAAGGGUCGGACCCAACGCAGAGCCGCGCUUCAGAGACGAGUUUGUGCUGCCACAUCUUCACAAACUGGCGUUAGGUAACAACAGUCAGGCGACGGAGAGCAAGAGAAUCGACAUCGCCACCCAGCUGUUUGAAGCCUACAGCGCUCUCUCCUGCUGCUUCAUAUCAGAGGAGGUGAUGGUCAACCACUUCCUGCCGGGCCUCAGGUGCCUCCGUGUCGACAUGGAGCAACUUUCCCCUGAGCACGAGGUUAUUCUGAGUUCUAUGAUCAAAGAGUGUGAAAUCAAGGUGGAAAACAGGGGAAUGGCAGACGCACAAGGCUCCAUGUCCAUCGCCUCCAGUUUGGUGGGUGAGGACGCAAAAACCAAGUUCCUGAGUAAGAUGGGUCAGCUGACCACCUCUGGCGCCAUGCUGGCCAACGUCUUCCAGAGAAAGAAGUGACCGCACACUGACUGAUCGAACACUGCGACAUACGGACGAGGCUCUGCUGUCUGUGGGAACGCUUUAUAUCACUGGAAACAUCAGGUUCAGCGUACGGUAGAGGAAAAACAAAAGUACUGUUUGGUUUCAAGACAUGGAGGUGUGUUGAAGUCAUGAUUUUUAGUCUCCUUUGCAGCGGGAACACGUGCCCUCUAACGAUGAACAGCAAUGUUUUUUUGCAGUGCAAGCCGAGGUUUCCCCCUCCGCUUCGUAUUCCUGUCCUCCAUCUGUAAUUAUGACGAACGCGUUCUUAAGGACUCUCGUGAAUCCGUGUCGACACUGUCAUUUCAAAGAGAGAGAAUGAACAGUACUGAGAUUCACCCCAAAGUGAGAAGAAGGGACUUGAUUCUUGGACAGUUCUGGACUCGUGAGUAUCGCAGAAUUUAACUUCAGUGCAGAACUUCUCUCAUCAGAAGAGCUUCAGAAAAAGAAGCUCCGAGCACCGCCUGCUGGAUUUUAUUUCGACAUUUUAAGCGCCAUUUUGGAGGGAAACGUCCUGCGACACAUUCGCUGUGAGUCCUGACAGACGACGAGACGGCUGUAAAGAAUGCCUCGUGCAGUGAAUCUGCACGGCUCAGAUGUAUCGCCUACUUGAAGUUAUAAAAAAGUCUUGCCUUUAUUUCUUCAAAGUCUGUCUUUUGUUGUUUUUUUUUGAUAGCUUCUAUUUUAUAACUUAUUUAUGUCUUAAUGAAGGAAAAACAUACCUUAUUCCGACUUCCAAAGAAAUUUGCACUUCACUUUACUGUUUUCGUUCUGUAUUAUAAGUCUGUAUAUCUGUUUUAAUUCAGAGUCUUAUAUGAAAUGAAUAUUGUCACUACUGUUAAUGGAGUUCUUUUUGGUUUGUCUGUUUUGCAGCGUGUGUGUGGAGAAAACACUGAUCAUAAUUCCUCCUCUCUGUGCGUUGCAUCUCGUCUCUCUGUGUUGCAGUGUCUCUGAAGACUGUGUUUUUUUCUAAAGUGGGUAUUUGGUUCUGUUCGAUUGUUUUUUCUUAUUCAGUACGCUCUGAGAGAAAUACCUGUAUCAUACACUGAACCCAGGAGGACGGUACUCAUUAUGUAUAUUUGAAAUUGGUGUCAUGGUGUAAUAAAAGAUGAAGAACA
Notolabrus celidotus (New Zealand spotty) is the source of this 4818-nucleotide messenger RNA. It is a transcript of the gene relch, whose product is annotated as RAB11 binding and LisH domain, coiled-coil and HEAT repeat containing. Gene Ontology annotation, cellular component: trans-Golgi network; recycling endosome. Lineage: Eukaryota; Metazoa; Chordata; Actinopteri; Labriformes; Labridae. The transcript has 31 exons. Bases 116 to 3679 code for a protein of 1187 amino acids. Gene Ontology annotation, molecular function: protein binding. The record is from RefSeq and is a predicted model, not a curated record. Gene Ontology annotation, biological process: intracellular cholesterol transport.